AAAUACUUAUUUGGUUACAGCACAUGGUGCAGACAGGUAUGAGCACGCCGUUCGGAGCGGCGGCUCCCGCCGGUUUUCCUACCCAGAACGGGGAAGUCAAAACGGAGGUUAAAGAAGUUCCUUUAUUACCACCUCCCACAGCGGCAACGACGGGUCCACCCUUCAGUCCGCCACCGCCACAACCAUCCGGAAGUGAGCAACCACCACCAGUAGCAAUAGUUAGUAGUCCUGCAAGAGGUGCGGCCGCCUCGUCCUUUCCAUGCGAACAAUCUCAGCCGCUUACAAAAGUAGAGGUAGUCGAAGGAGCGAUCGUACCACCGGCUACAGUAGGAACGCCCGAAGCUACACCCGUAGGCACAACCACAGUCACAGAUCCCGCGAAAAAUCAACCAAAGCGACUGCAUGUAUCCAACAUUCCCUUCAGGUUUAGAGACCCAGAUUUAAGAGCAAUGUUUGGACAAUUCGGUCCUAUACUUGACGUAGAAAUUAUUUUUAACGAACGAGGAUCUAAGGGGUUCGGUUUUGUAACAUUCGCAAAUAGUGCUGAUGCGGAGCGCGCACGAGACCGACUUCACGGCACCGUGGUUGAGGGAAGAAAAAUAGAGGUAAACAAUGCAACGGCUAGAGUACAAACAAAGAAACAACCCGCGCUACCGGCAGUACCCGUAUGUGUGCAAUGGCCGGAAGCAGCUUUAAGAGGAGUCGCAGCUAUACAAAGAGGGAGAGCAAGAGCGGCAUAUCCGGCGGCAGCUGCGGCUGCGGCCGCGGCGGCUUUUGCGAGGCAUCCGACGCCCUUAGCCGGUGCCCUUCACGGUUACACUCCCGUACUAAAUACGCUUCCUGUCGAUGGCAGUGUUUACUACGACCCGUUUUUAACUGCUCACGCCGCCGCCGAUCCUAACUACAGGUUACAGGCUGCUGCCGCUGCUGCUGCACCACUACUAAAAACCCCUCUAUCAACUGCCCAACAGGCCAGCUACGCCGCAGCUGCCACGUAUACAGCAGUUGCAGCUCGUUACGGGGCAGCUCAACCUGUCGCAGGUUACGCUGUGGCUGGAUAUGGUCGUGAUUAUGCCGAUCCAUAUUUAGGACACGGAAUCGGUCCUAUGGCAGGAUACGGGGCUGCUGUCUACCGUAGCGGAUAUAAUCGUUUUACACCCUAUUGAACAUAUCGGCAGCUUAGUGGUGGCCUACAAUAAUACUCAUCUGUUUUACGUGUAUGUAGCACAAAACAGCACAACAAAUCGAAAAAGCGCCAAAGAGCUGUUAACUCACUAACAUAUACCCUUGUGAUAAACAUCUAACCAGCUCUCUUAAACGUAAAUUAGUGUUAAUAAUAUUGAAUAAAAUUAUCAAAGCGUUUCCAUUCACUUAUACAGAUCUUAUCAGAAAGUUUUAGCACGCACGGUUUUUAAGGCGACUUUUAAUCCCUUUUUUUUCAUUACGAUUUUUUUGGCGAACCUAGAACUGAUAUACAUAUUGAUCUUUACUUAUUGUAUAAUACUUUUUCUAUCUUUAGAGUUAAGAGAUAUUUAAGAUUGACUGGUAACUUAUUUUUUAAGGGUAGUUCACACGUUUUAGUUAUACACACUCGAUAUGCCAAAAGAAUUUUUAACAUAAGGUUUAUAUGUAUACAUAAGUGCAGGUUUAUUAAUUGUAGAAGCACGUUAUGUACGAAGUUUUAGAAUCUAAUGAGGGUUUAUUUAAGAAUCUCAUUUUUAAGUAUGAGUGCAAUGGAAACGUAAAUGUGUGUUGAAUAUAUUUUUUUUUGUUCGUUAAUUUCUAUACUUUGAUAAAUGUUUUUUUUUCGGACUGUGGUCUGCGAACAUAUCGAUAAUACUCGGUGUUUUGCUCUCUAAACGUGAUUACAUCAAUUCCAAACUCUUAUUUCUUAUUAGAGGGUGCAUUUUCAUGUUACCGUAAUUAGAUAUUUAAAGAUAAGUAAUUUUUAAUGUAAUACGUAAAUUGUUGCCAAUUUAGAUAUAAAUUUUUUUGGACAACUAACAUGACAUUAUUAUCACUAAUGCUUCUUAAGCAAAUCGGUUGACCAAACAAUUUAGUAGUGAACUAUAGAUUAGCAUGCUUAAGAAUCAUUACAUACAAAAGAGUUUGAGGCUGGCCUAAUGGAUCAUAAGGCAAUUCGGUUGGAUUAAAAGCUUACCAUAUUUUGUAUUAUAAUUUAUGAUGUCUUGUAAAUUUGCAAUCAUUUUUUAUGUUUCUUAGUAUGUAAAUACAAAAUUUAGAGCAUAUAAACAGGAGGGUGGCAAAGCUUUUAAUUGUAAUGCCAAACUUAUAAUAUUCACGGUGAUAUUAUGAUUCCAAAAAGUUCCUGUUUUCAAAUUGUAGAGAUUAUUUUUGUAGAAGUGCAGUUACAGGAAAAUGUCUGGUUAAAUUACUCGUCAGCAGUCUAGCAAGUUAUUUAUUCGUGCAAUUAUUAAAUGACGUUAUAAAACUUUUAAAUCUGAAUUGUACACAAAACAAACGACACAUGUAACGAAAGCACAAUUGUUAACUUUUUAAAAUGUACCUAUGUGGUUAGGUACGGUUAAAUAGAAUCUAUAUAAAACGUGUAAAUACACCCUCUUAUACAAGCUAGCUCUAGUCUGUAUAUAGUUUAUACGUACAAAUUUCGUGCCCAGGUUGUGUCGGAACUGGUAACAAUUUAAGUACCAACUUUCCAUUGUAGUGUAAGAUCCCUCUGUUAUGUUCGUAUUUUUAAGAGAAUUGUAAUUAAGGCACAAAUACAUACUCAACGUUUUUUGCA
This is a messenger RNA of Photinus pyralis (common eastern firefly), 2764 nucleotides long. RefSeq names its product RNA binding protein fox-1 homolog 2-like. The record is from RefSeq and is a predicted model, not a curated record. Gene Ontology annotation, cellular component: nucleus; cytoplasm. Gene Ontology annotation, molecular function: mRNA binding. Lineage: Eukaryota; Metazoa; Arthropoda; Insecta; Coleoptera; Lampyridae. Bases 24 to 1166 code for a protein of 380 amino acids. Gene Ontology annotation, biological process: regulation of alternative mRNA splicing, via spliceosome; nervous system development. The transcript is spliced from 7 exons.